GAUUAACACUGAAAAUAAUUUUGUUGUAUAAGGAAGUAAUGUUGAUAUGGCUAGGCUGUGUCCCCACCCAAAUUUCAUCUUGAAUUGUAGUUCCUAUAAUUCCAACAUGUGGUGGGAGGGUCCCCAUGGGAGAUCAUUGAAUCAUUGAGGUGGUUUUCCCCAUACAGUUCUCAUGGUAGUGAAUAAGAUCUGAUGAUUUUAUAAGGCGCUUCCUCUUUCACUUGGCUCUCAUUCUCUCUUGUCUGCCACCAGGUAAGACAUGCCUUUUCACCUUCUGCCCUAAUUGUGGGGCCUCCUCAGCCACGUGGAACUACCACGGUGGAAGGAAUGGCUAAGGAUAAGGUGGAGGAGACAAGUGAGUUAGAAUGGGGCUUGUUACCCCGAGAAGAAUUUUCCCAAGUGAAUGGAAUCAUUCUUCAAAAGAAAGUAUGCGAUUUCUGGGAUAAGAUCUGGAACUUCCAAGCCAAGCCUGAUGACCUGCUCAUUGCUUCUUACCCCAAAGCAGGAACCACUUGGACACAGGAAAUUGUAGAUCUGAUACAAAAUGAUGGCGAUAUUGAGAAAAGCAGGUGCGCUUCCAUUCAACUUCGACACCCUUUCCUGGAGUGGAUAAGAAUGACACACUGUGGGAUCGACCAGGCUAAUGCAAUGCCUUCCCCAAGGACCCUGAAAACUCAUCUUCCUGUACGACUGCUGCCUCCAUCCUUCUGGGAGGAAAACUGUAAGAUGAUCUAUGUGGCAAGAAAUGCCAAGGAUAACCUGGUGUCCUAUUACCAUUUUCAAAGGAUGAACAAAGCACUCCCUGACCCGGGAAACUGGGAUGAGUACUUUGAAACAUUCCUGGCAGGCAACAGUGAGCCAAUGGUAUGGGGGUCCUGGUUCAACCAUGUGAAAGGCUGGUGGAAGAAGAAAGACAGUCACCCCAUUCUUUAUCUUUUCUAUGAAGAUAUGAUGAAAGAUCCAAAAUGUGAAAUUAGAAAGAUAAUGGAAUUCCUGGGGAAGAACCUCAAAGAAGAGAUUUUAGACAAAAUCGUUUAUAAUACUUCAUUUGAUGUAAUGAAAAAGAGCCCCAUGACCAACUACAUAAAUGAAAUUAGAAUGAAUCAUAAUCUCUCUCCAUUCUUGAGAAAAGGAGUCGUGGGAGAUUGGAAAAAUCAGUUCACUGAAGCUCAGAAUACGCAAUUUAAUGAAUACUAUGAGAAAAAUAUGGCUGACACUUCACUGUCAUUUUGCAUGGAACUCUAAAAAACACAGUGAGAGAAUAAAACAUAUUCUCUCACCAGCUUCUGUAAAGUGAAAAGGAAAUCUGUUUCCAAAUACCACUAAUGGUUUGUCUCACUCAGUGUAAGAGUUUUUAAACAAGGGCAUGAACAUUCUUUAUCCUUGAAUUUCUGAUCUGCUUUUUGGAUUACCCACAAUCUGACUUGUUAUAUAAUUAUUCUGUUUUGUGUUUUUCUCCCUUCUCUGCAGAUUUUCAGGGUUUAGGUGAAUUUCAAUAUCUCAACAUGUAAUAUAUAUAAAACAUUUAAUCAUUUCUGUUCCAUUUAUAUAUGCUUCUGUAUUUUAUUAUAAUUUUAAUUGAAUUAAAACAUUUCUUUCAUUACUUGCAAAAGUUCUAUGCAAUACAAUCUUACUUAGCAAAAAUGCCAGACCCACUGAUUUGAAAGCAGACAUAUUUUGAGCACCUUAUUCAUGCUAGGCAAUGGGCAGCACCAAAAGAUGAUAAGAAUAAGAUCCCUACCCCUAAGAAAGUUACAGCCUAAUAAGAG
Messenger RNA from Symphalangus syndactylus (siamang), 1769 nucleotides. RefSeq names its product sulfotransferase 1C4-like. The record is from RefSeq and is a predicted model, not a curated record. Gene Ontology annotation, molecular function: sulfotransferase activity. NCBI's taxonomy places the organism in Eukaryota, Metazoa, Chordata, Mammalia, Primates, Hylobatidae.